UAUCGGACUGACCUCCGGAAGUUGAUGAUGACCUUGGCAACUUUCAUGUUACGGGACGCCAAUGUCACACUAGACGAGGCAACAAAGGCCGAGAGACUCAACACGUUCAUCGACGACGCCUACUACGUGGAGUCCAUGUUGGCCAAUAUAACACUCAAUAGUCAACCCUCAUAUAACCCACAUGCCGAAGAGGAGCGCGAGACAUUGCGAGACUUUGACACUGUUACAGGAAAUGCUAUCGACUUCACCACUAUUCUGACGAGCAUGUUUUCGGAGGCUGGCCUGAGGGAGAACAGCAAGGUGGUGCUGUACGAGAAGGACUACUUGAUCCAGAUGUCUACCCUGGUGGGGAAUCUAGGUCCCAACAGUACCAGGAUCCUGAGUAACUACCUGCUGGACGCAGCCAUGUACAAACUCGGCUACCCAGAUUUCCUGUUGAAUGACAGCGAGAUGGACUCAAUGUACUCCACGCUGAAAGUAGAUAAGGACGACUACUUUACGAAUGUUCUGAGUAUGAACCAGUUUAUAAGAGUUCAGUGGAACAACAGACUAUCGAAGGGACAGGAUAAAUCGGAGUGGUACUACAAGAGUUACGCCACCUUAAUCUCGUUCUACAAUAGCUGGAACGAGCUCAUCGUACCGGCCGGACUUCUACAGUUCCCCUUUUACGACUAUACUCUCCCGCACUUUAUGAACUUCGGAACAAUGGGCAGCACCGUUGGACAUUACAUCGUGCAUUCCAUAGACGAGUGGGGUGCCUACUUCCAGAAAGAUGGAUCCAUUGAAAACUGGUGGAGUAACGCCACCAAAUCUAAGUGGAAAGAAGCGAAGGAGUGUGUGGGCGACUACUACUCCACCAAGACCAUGGGGCCAUUCACUGUCCCAGGGGACCCCGAACCUGUCACUGUGCCCGUGAAAGGAAAGUACUACGGCAGUGAGGGAAUAGCUGAGGCAAGCGGGGUCAAAGUAGCUUAUAAGGCUUACCGUAACUGGGUGAAAACGAAUGGAGCUGAGAAAGAAGCCCCUGGCUUAGAUCUGUCAAACGAACAAAUGUUUUUCGUUGCAUUCGCACAGACGAUGUGUUACAGUAGAAACGACAACACGGCUUAUAACUUUGCUAUUCGGGGAACAGUCACAGAAAACAUCAGAACUAACGUCAUAUUGUCACAGCUACCAGAAUUCGUGGAUGCCUUCAACUGCCCAGUGAAAUCUCCCAUGAACGCAGAAAAGAAAUGCAGUUAUUUUUAAAUGUUAAUUAACAGUACCAACCUACCGUAUGACUGAGGAUGAGUGUGAUUUAUGUUAGGGAUUUUAUGUCGGAUUAGAAUUCGGUCAGUGUUUAAAGGUAGGAUAGAAAUAUAUGUAAUUCAGUAAAAGAUGGAUAUCGAUAUAAUGGUGAUACAAAAAGAAAAGAGAUAAUUGCAGUAAACACACGUAUUGAUUCUUUUAUACUUUCAUUGUAAGUAUUUUGUAUAUCGAACCAUCAUCACCUCAUAUUUAAUCAGAAUGCCGAAAGAAUAGAUAAUGUACAAGGUACUGUUAGGUAAUACUAUUUUCACGCUUUCUGGCCGCUAAUUGGAAAGCGUAGAUUUGUGAUUAGCUCACCAGGAAUACCCAUUGACGUAGGGGUGUCUGUACGUGUUAAUUGUAUAAAUAUUGAUAUAUUCGUCCUCUUUCUAUCUAACAAGAAUUCUUCUAUGCCUUUAUGGGGACAACAACGGGUACAAGUAGAGUAGACAAUAAUACAACUCAAGUAUGUUAAUCCAAGUGAUUGUAAUUCCAUGUAUAUUUUUGAUUCUAAGCUCAACUUGUUUAUGAGGAAAUCAGACAUUAACACGUGCACAUUUUUGUUCCAUAAACCCCUACAACGUGAUACUCUGUUUCCUACUGGCUAUGGAUUGUAGCUUUUGUUCAUUCCAUGAAUGUUCCUUCCGCCAAUCAUUCACGUUUAACUAUUCACCCAUUUUACAUUACGAUACUUUGUAUAUUCAUACAAUAAAUGUUUUAAUUAAUCAAGGAGUACACUAUUCAUACAACCAGCUAUAUACAUACGAGUAAUAUAUUGGUAUAAGUCUGUAAACUAUUGGUGUACGUAUCGAGCAAUGAUUGGGAUGUUUCAUCCAUUUCCAUGACAUUUGUAAUGACAUGGUUAGUUAAGAGGGGUAUCAGCUGCGCUAUAUCUUACAUAUACCAUUGGAUAAUAAAAGACAUUAAAUAAAAUGUA
Molecule: messenger RNA, 2224 nt
Organism: Mizuhopecten yessoensis (Yesso scallop)
Lineage: Eukaryota; Metazoa; Mollusca; Bivalvia; Pectinida; Pectinidae
Product: endothelin-converting enzyme 1-like
Exons: 11
Biological process (GO): protein processing
Cellular component (GO): plasma membrane
Molecular function (GO): metalloendopeptidase activity
Source: RefSeq, a predicted model, not a curated record